Ochotona princeps (American pika) is the source of this 429-nucleotide messenger RNA. RefSeq names its product thioredoxin-like protein 4A. Gene Ontology annotation, cellular component: U4/U6 x U5 tri-snRNP complex; U5 snRNP; spliceosomal complex. The transcript has 6 exons. Gene Ontology annotation, biological process: mRNA splicing, via spliceosome. Bases 1 to 429 code for a protein of 142 amino acids. NCBI's taxonomy places the organism in Eukaryota, Metazoa, Chordata, Mammalia, Lagomorpha, Ochotonidae. The record is from RefSeq and is a predicted model, not a curated record.
AUGUCGUACAUGCUCCAGCAUCUCCAUUCCGGCUGGCAAGUGGAUCAGGCCAUUCUUACAGAGGAGGAGCGAUUGGUGUGUAUUCGUUUUGGCCAUGACUACGACCCGGAAUGCAUGAAGAUGGACGAGCAGCUUUUUAAAGUUGCGGAGGAUGUGAAGAAUUUUUGCGUCAUCUACCUUGUUGACACGACGGAGGUCCCGGAUUUCACAACCAUGUAUGAGCUCUACGACCCUGUUACUGUCAUGUUUUUUUACAGAAACAAGCACAUGAUGAUCGACUUGGGUACCGGAAAUAACAACAAAAUCAACUGGGCACUUAAUAACAAGAAUGAGCUCAUCGAUAUCAUUGAGUGUAUAUACAGAGGAGCACGAAAAGGGCGGGGGCUGGUCAUAUCCCCCAAGGACUACUCCACAAAAUAUCGCUAUUGA